GGAUAUUUAAGGAAGCAGCCUUGUAACUGGAUGCAAACUCCUUGAGGCUCAAGUCGAAGGCAUUGAUAUAACAGGUUUUUGUGCUCUCAACUCCUUCACAGACAAUCUAUCAGGAUGGCGAUGAAUGUGAGCAGUGUACAUAUGAGCAGUGGACCCACCACUUCAUUCCUCAAAAGAUCAUCAGUCCCCAAAGCCUAUAGUGUUUUUGGGGGAAUGGGAGAUGCUAGAACGCACAUCUCUUCCACAGGUCGCAGUGUCUCCUCCAGCUAUGGAUCUGGCUAUGGGGCUGGCUAUGGGGAUGGCUAUGGGAGCAGCUAUGGUGGGGGCUUCAACCUGAAGUCUGUGGGUUUAGACACACUCCACCUGAAUGAAAAGGGCACCAUGCAGAACCUCAAUGAACGGCUAGCCAGCUACCUAGAAAAAGUGCGGUCUCUGGAGGCUGCCAACUCCAAACUGGAAUACCAGAUCCGAGAGUUUUAUGAGAAGAAGGGCCCGGCCGCUUCACAUGACUACAGUGCAUACUGGGACACCAUCAAUGACCUGAAGGACAAGAUUAAUGCUGCCACUAUCAACAAUACCAAUGUCCUGCUUCAGAUUGACAACUCUAAACUGGCUGCAGAUGACUUCAGGACCAAGUAUGAGCAUGAGCUGAUGAUGCGCCAGUCAGUGGAGGCUGACACUGCCAACCUUCGUCGCCUGCUCGAUCAGACCACACUGACUAAGGCAGACCUGGAGAUGCAGAUUGAGGGGCUGCAAGAUGAGCUUGCUUUCUUGAAGAAGAACCACGUGGAGGACUUGUCAGCCCUGCGCUCACAGUUGACAGGAACAGUCAAUGUGGAAGUGGACGCUGCACCCCAACAGGACCUUAAUAGAGUUCUGGAGGAGAUCCGGUCCCAAUAUGAAGCCAUCACAGAAAAGCAUCGCCGUGACCAAGAGACCUGGUUCAAUGACAAGACGGCAGCUGUGAACAAGGAGGUUGCCAUCAGCACAGAAACCAUCCAGACCUCCAAGACAGAGAUCACAGACCUGAGGCGUACCCAGCAGGGAUUGGAGAUUGAGCUACAGUCUCAGCUUAGCAUGAAAGCUGCUUUAGAGAAAACACUGGCAGACACAGAGGCUCACUUCAGUGCUAUGCUAGCUGGCUACCAAAACCAGAUCAACAUAUCAGAGGCAGAUCUGGCACAGAUGAGGGCCAGUACAGAGCAGCAGGGCCGGGAAUACAAAAUGCUGCUGGACAUUAAGAGCCGUCUGGAGCAGGAGAUUGCCACCUACCGUAGUCUCCUGGAGAAGGAGGAGAAAAGGACUCCAGGCACAGGUGGUGGAACAACUACAACUGUUCGUUCUGUCAACUAGAGGCAAAGAAAAGAUUGGACAUCUCUUCUCAUUCUGACAAUCAUAUUCAGAGAUAGCUGUCUGUGACCUCUGAAUUCACUUAUUAUUGCAAAUACUACAGUGCAUCUCCUCUGCAAAGUCGAUACAAAUUGUGUGCCAACGAGAGGAAGUUUUGUAGGAGGUUUUUAUUGGCCUGUGCUGUAUUAACCAAUUAUUGAUGAAUAUAGGAACCAAACUGUUACUAAUGUGCCAUUUGCCUUUCUUCCUGGCUUUAACGCCUUAACAGAUGAUAGAAAUUGCUUGAAAAGAUUUACUCACUUACUGUAGUGCAAUGCUCACAUUUCUGAAAAUAAAUGUUUCACAAAUUCCAAAUUGUCUGUUUUAUAUGAACUACAUAAUACAUUGUCAUCAUUAAAUUUAGUAAUCAAUUUGAAAGAUGAAUCCUGCUGCAUUGCACUCACAGUAAUGCAUUGUUCAGAUUUCUAAAAACAAGACUCCAAAUUGUCUGUUUUAUGUGAACUUAUAUAAAAAUCAUACAUACAUCAUGUAUCUUUCACUAUGCCUGUGGUAAGGUAUAAUAUUUUAACAAAGUGUUUUCAUUUUGUCGCCAAGAUAGCAGAAUAUUGUGAGAAUUAUGUAUAUCUACCACAGGGGAAAAGUAGAAGUCAAAUAAUUUGGUUGCUUAGUGACCUAGGGCACAUGAAUCAUACUCUGAAAGCAUAUAUGAUUAAAAACUGAUUCUAGAUAAGUAAGCCUUUAGAUCAGGAUGUUGGCCUGUGGAAUUGAGUAAUCAACCUUGGGUUUGAGAUUUUGCUGCAAUACUAAGCCAACAUUCUUGGGUCUCCGCCCUGCUUAUAUCAGUGUUACCAGGAGGCAUGUACAAACACAGGGAACAGAGGGAUUUUUUUAUUGAUGUGUACCCAUUCAUUAGGCUCUUGUUCCUUCAGUAUGGACAAAGCGGAAGGGUGGUGGUGAGUAGUUACUAUAUGUGGGGGGUCCAAAGUCCGGAUAUGCUUAGAGAUCCUUACAGAUAACAAAGCACUGAAGUUUGAUUUUGUUGGUAUGGGAACCUCAGUGAAUAGUAAAACCAAAAACACCUGAGAGCAAACCAUGUCUUUGAUAAACAUGUUUCAGAGAAAGUGAUUCUAAACUGAACCAUGAAUCAUGGCAAUUUACCCUAUAAUCUGUAUUACUGCAUUACAGCCAGUACUAAUCAAGUGUAUGUUGUUCUUCCCAUUCCAUUUAACAAAUACUGUGCCUGUUAGGUUUUACAAAUUUUAGGGGAGCCAUCAUAACUAUAGCAAUGACAGGAUGGUCUUAGUUUUUUUCUGAAUUCUGUAUCAUCCUGUCUUCUCAUAGUUGUCUCAGUUAACUUUUGUAGCAGACACCAGUUCAGAUGAUCUAAUAUGCAGACAUAUCAUGUAAUGCCAUCUGUUACUAUGCAAUGCAAUCCUUUGACUCAAAAAGCGGUUUCCGCAGCUGCCAGCAGAAAAUGUCAGUAUACUUUAUAAGUUAUCUUUAAAAGGAAGGGGAGGACUGACUAAUUUCUUUGUUUUUACAGCCAAACAAGUGUCAUCCUUGUCUAUUAAUAAUGUAACUUCCACCAGACCAUAAAAAACAUCUCUUCCUACAUAACUGCAUGUUGGGUUCAUCUAUAGUCAGUGAUAGAGAGGCUUUUAUGUGGGAGCUGUAUGAUGAUGGAAUAACCACAAUUGUACCUUCUCAUCUCGAAUAAAGCU
Messenger RNA from Conger conger (European conger), 3071 nucleotides. RefSeq names its product keratin, type I cytoskeletal 19-like. The coding region runs from base 115 to 1353 and encodes 412 amino acids. Gene Ontology annotation, molecular function: structural molecule activity. The record is from RefSeq and is a predicted model, not a curated record. NCBI's taxonomy places the organism in Eukaryota, Metazoa, Chordata, Actinopteri, Anguilliformes, Congridae. The transcript is spliced from 8 exons.